Messenger RNA from Tricharina praecox, 756 nucleotides. RefSeq lists its product as uncharacterized. Bases 101 to 577 code for a protein of 158 amino acids. The record is from RefSeq and is a predicted model, not a curated record. Lineage: Eukaryota; Fungi; Ascomycota; Pezizomycetes; Pezizales; Pyronemataceae. The transcript has 2 exons.
GCUCCCCAGUUCAACCAGUCUCUCCCAGUCUCUCCCUCAUUUCUCAUCCCUCAUCCCUCUCCCUCAUCCACCCAAUCCGCCCAAUCCCAAUCCGCCCAACAUGUUCACGCAACCCCUCCUCGCAUUUCUCUUCUUCUCCCUGACCACCGCUUUUCCCCAGAGCAUGGUCCCUUCCCUCACCCCCUCCCCCACCUCCACACUGGACUUGAUUCCUGUGAUCAAGGGGAUGGAGGGGAUGGAGAUGGUCAAGGGGAUGGAGCCGAUGGAGGGCGCGGAGGAGAUGGAGGACAUCGUGCCCACCCCGACCGCGACCAUUGCCUACGCGAAGUUUACCACCACCCAGGUUUGCACAACGGAGUGUGUUACGUUUAUGAAUGAUUGUGGUGUGAGCUACGGCGGCUGCUACAUUGAUUGCUCGGGUGGACAGGAUGUGCCCACGUUUGAGGCGCCGGCUUGUCCUCCUAGAGAGGAGGGGGAGGUGGAGGAGGUGAAGGAGGAGGUGAAGGAGAAGGGGAAUGUGGGGCUCAAGUCGUUGGAUAAGGAGACGACUGGUGAGGUCAAGGCGGUGCAGGUGUAGAUGCAAAGCUUGGGCCGAAAUACCUAGAGUACUCCAGACUGGUUGCUGCUGGAUAUUCGGCUUCAAAAGCUCUAGACACUGGACGGGAGGUUGGAAUUUGGAACUUGGAAGUAGCAAAGCAGAGUAGAUAUAAUCUUAAUGUUUAUUUAGAAAGAAUCCAUGGAAAGAAUGCAAUCGUU